Messenger RNA from Prunus dulcis (almond), 2556 nucleotides. Its product is annotated as protein S-acyltransferase 21. NCBI's taxonomy places the organism in Eukaryota, Viridiplantae, Streptophyta, Magnoliopsida, Rosales, Rosaceae. The record is from RefSeq and is a predicted model, not a curated record. The transcript is spliced from 10 exons. Gene Ontology annotation, cellular component: Golgi apparatus; endoplasmic reticulum. Gene Ontology annotation, molecular function: protein-cysteine S-palmitoyltransferase activity. The coding region runs from base 471 to 2387 and encodes 638 amino acids. Gene Ontology annotation, biological process: peptidyl-L-cysteine S-palmitoylation; protein targeting to membrane.
AAAGUUUUCAUAAAAUAAAAAUUAGUUGCCUCGCCGGCAGAUACAGUGUAAGUAAGUGGCAACUAACAGAGGCCGUUUACUUUAAAAACCACAGCAAACAAGUGUUCGACACAAUCAAACAGAGACACAGUCCGAGGCUCUCCUCUCCUCCUGCUCUUGUUCUCAUGAUAUUUCUUCUGAUUUCAACCCUCCACCAGCCCUAGAAUCCAAAAUCAAACUUCAUUGGUUGUCUCGAAAUCCGUUUUUACCAUCUGGGUCGACAUUGAAAUCUCAAAAGAAAACAUAUUUAAGGCUUGGAUUUGCUGUGGUCCGUACUAGGAUAGGAGGAAGCAAGAAACAAUGGGACAGUGCUGAACCAGUUUUUCUGAGAAUCUGGUUACGAUUUGCAUUCUGGUGUUGGCUUGUGUUAAUGGCGGUUUUGGUUUUCUGCUGGUGUUGACCGUUUAGGAAUUUGGACUCAGUUCUUGGUCAUGGCUCGGCGUCAUGGAUGGGAACUCCCUGCUCACACUUUUCAGGUUGUGGCUAUAACGGUUUUUUUCCUGCUAACUGUUGCAUAUUAUGCCUUCUUCGCUCCCUUUCUCGGAAAGGACAUCUAUGAGUAUGUGGCUAUUGGCGUUUAUUCUAUCUUGGCACUUGCUGUAUUCGUACUUUAUGUUCGGUGUACAGCAAUUGAUCCUGCUGAUCCUGGUAUACUAGUUGAAGCUGACAAGACAUUGUCCUACAAAGCAAACAAUGAUACAGAUACUCCUGGGAAUGCGUCUUUCAAUAAUGGAGGAAAGUUGGAUAGGCAAGGUUCAAGUUGGUGUUCAAAAUUAGGAGGUUUCUUUUGUUGCUGUUUUGUAAGAGAAGAUUGCCGCAAAGAUGAAGAUCUUUUGCAGCAACAGGAACAAUCUGGAGAGGAUGCUCUCUUCUGCACUCUGUGCAAUGCUGAGGUCCGCAAGUUCAGUAAACAUUGUAGAAGUUGUGAUAAAUGUGUUGAUGGAUUUGAUCAUCAUUGUCGGUGGUUGAAUAAUUGUGUGGGGAGGAAAAAUUAUAUCACAUUUGUGUCCCUUAUGGCUGCCAGCCUUGUCUGGCUUAUUGUUGAAUGUGGUGUCGGUAUUACUGUCUUUGUUAGAUGCUUUGUUGAUAAAAAUGGUAUGAAAAGUGAGAUAACUGAGAGGCUGGGAGUUGGCUUCUCCCAGCCCCCCUUUGCCACUGUAGUUGCCCUGUGCACAGCUAUCUCCUUUCUUGCCAUUUUUCCUUUGGGAGAGCUAUUCUUUUUCCACAUAAUUCUGAUUCGAAAGGGCAUCACAACAUAUGAAUAUGUUGUUGCCAUGAGAACACAAAGUGAACAUCCUGGACCAUCUGUAGAUGGAGGUGAUCAGCAAAGUCUUCCAUCUUCACCAACGAGUUCUGCUAUUACUGCCAUAAGUGGAAGAAGCUCUCAUGGAAUGAAUUUGAACUAUAAAGCUGCUUGGUGCACCCCUCCAAGAAUAUUUAUGGACCACCAGGAUGAAAUUAUUCCACAUUUGGAGCCAGGACGCCUGCCAUCCACAGUGGAUCCAGAUACAAUACAGCAGCCUGAUAAGGCAAAAAAGUUACCCCAGCGUCCAGUCCGAAUAAGUGCAUGGAAGCUUUCAAAGUUGGAUUCUAAUGAGGCAACCAAAGCAGGUGCCAAAGCUAGAGCAUCAUCAUCUGUGCUUCGUCCAAUUAGUUCUCGACAUCAACCAUAUGAGGCUGACUAUUUAUCGAGUAGCAAUGUGAGUGGAAGAAGCAGUCCAAUUAGUACAGAUCAGGGGUUCACCAACAGAAAUGCUAGAGCAGGGACGUCAAAAUUGUCUCCUAAGAGUUCAUACCCACCAAGUCGUGCUAGCAGAGAAGAUGUUGAAACGGGCCGUGGCACUCUUAGUAACUUUAGCAGUCCUCAUGUCUCUAGUUUCACCCCUUCGCCACUAGAGCAGAAAGCUUCAAACAUAGAUCAGUUCAACCCCAUUUAUCAGUCAUCAACGGAUCAAUCUCCACGGUCGGCAAAACAAAGUGAGGGCAAUGAAAACGUAGGGCAAAUUCCUAUGAAAAGAGGUAACUUGAGUGUUGCAGAAAAAGUGGGAUCUUCAGUCUUUUGGGAUCAAGAAGCUGGACGAUUUGUCUCAUCUUCCAGAUCUGCUGGUUCCUCUUCUCAGAUUUCUGGAGCAGAGCUCACGUACACGGGGCAAUCCAUAUUUUUUGGUGGGCCUGUUAUGAAUGAGCAGCCAACCAGAGGGACAAGGAAUAUCAUCAGUUCAUUGGCUUCUGGCAUGGAUAGAGGUUCUACUACAUUUCAACAAGGUAGAUCCCAGAGGGGUGGCCAGCUUCCCGUGUUUCUUCCAAGCGAUUCCCAGCAAAACCAGUUUUCUUCUAGAUUGAUUUGAGUAUAUUAUAUUAAUGAGAAAUACUGAUCACCAUUUUCAUGCAUAUAGAGUUGGACCCGGGAUGUUUCUUUCAGUUUGAAUUCUGUUACAAAACAUCAUCAUGUGCAGAGUUUGUAUCAUGUUUUACUAACUAACCCAAUACAUUGCUCUGCCUGAUCAGCAUUUUUCA